Molecule: messenger RNA, 891 nt
Organism: Rosa chinensis
Lineage: Eukaryota; Viridiplantae; Streptophyta; Magnoliopsida; Rosales; Rosaceae
Product: patatin-like protein 2
Exons: 6
Coding region: 1-891 (296 amino acids)
Biological process (GO): lipid metabolic process
Molecular function (GO): monoacylglycerol lipase activity; glycerophospholipase activity
Source: RefSeq, a predicted model, not a curated record
AUGCAUGGGAACUGCCCCAACCUACGGAAACCUAGUCACUGUUCUGAGCAUCGAUGGCGAUGGAAUAAGAGGCCAAAUCCCAGGAACCAGCCAGCUAUCUUUUCCAGCUUCAAGGUGAAAAAUAAGCCUUCCUUUGAUGCCCUACUCUUGGACAUAUGUAUUGCAACCUCAGCGGCACCAACUUAUCUUCCAGCUCAUUAUUUUGAAACCAACGGCCUAAAAGGAAAAGUUAGAGAAUUUCACCUGAUAGAUGGUGGAUUGGCAGCAAAUAAUCCGACUUUGAUUGCUAUUGGUGAAGUGACAAAGGAAAUAAUUAAGGGGAGUUCAGACUUCUUUCCUAUAAAACCAAUGGACUAUGGACGAUUUCUGGUGAUAUCCUUAGGAACUGACUCAUCGAAAGCUGAACUGAAAUACAAUGCUCAUGUUGCCUCCAAGUGGGGUGUGUGGAAUUGGUUAACGAGCGGUGGUUCCACCCCAUUGAUCAAUGCUUUCAGUCAAGCAAGUGCCGCUAUGGUCGAUUUGCAUCUUUCUGUGGUGUUCAAAGCCCUUCACUCGGAGAAAAACUAUCUUCGAAUUCAGGAUCACACACUAAGUGGCGAAGUAUCUUCAGUAGAUGUAGCAACAGAGAAGAAUCUGGACCAUCUUCUCAAAGUUGGUGAAGGACUAUUGAGACAACCAGUUUCAAGGGUUAAUUUAGAGACAGGCAGAUUCGAAGCUUGUAAUCAUGAGACUAAUAAAGAGGCUCUUAUAAGGUUUGCAAAAUUGCUGUCCGAAGAGAAGUGGCUUCGCCUUGCAAGGUCUCCGAUCCCCAUGGACAUAUUGCAAAGUCUCACUGAUAUGUAUGUUGCAAAGUUCCAUGAGAAAGUCUUGGCAUAUGGUUCUCUAUUUUAG